Prorocentrum cordatum is the source of this 2127-nucleotide messenger RNA. The record is from the annotation of a GenBank genome assembly. Lineage: Eukaryota; Dinophyceae; Prorocentrales; Prorocentraceae.
AUGUGGAGCCAUCUUGACCACUUCUGCUACCGCGCACGAAACUUCCUCGUGUUCCAGGGGGACGUGGAGGCCGCCGCCCAGAGGCAGGGCAAGGACCCUCUCUCUCUCCCAAUGUUCGGCGUCCGAGGUUCGCUGGCGUACCGCGACGAGUACGAGGCGCUCGCCAAGGAGAAGGCGCAGAAGGAGGACCUCGCCCGCUGCCUGUACACGAAGAGGCGCAACGUGAUCAACGAGAAGAAGCGUCUUGGCCAGCAGACUGCCGAGGCUCAGAUGUACAGGGCGAAGGAGAUAGAGAGGCGGCACAUGGAGGUGGAGUUCUACCUCUUUCAGUUUCACUGCAUCGCUUGGCAGGCGGAGGACGCCCGCCGGCGAGGCGGCGACGCCGAGCGGGCGCUGGGCGAGCUGAGGUUGCUGAUGCUCCCGAAUGGCCCGCUGCCGGCGCCAGAGCUGCUGCUCGGUAACCUGUGCGAGCUCUUCGAGGCCCUGGCGACAAGCCAGAGCUUCCUCGCGCUCUGGACCCGGCGCGGCCUCCGAGGGCCGCUCCUGCUGCCGCCGCAGCGCUGCGUCCGCCGCGUGCUCUCCCUCGAGGACGUGGCCGCGGGGCUGAGCGCCGCCGCCGCCGCGGGCGAGCACAUCCCGGCCGCGCUCGGGCUGCAGCUGGGCAGCGGCGAGACGCUCAACUCCGAGCUGCCGCCGGUGCGCUCCCCCGCCGAGCUGCGCCGCCUCCUGCGGUUCGGCACCGUGUUCCUGAACGCGGCGUCCAGGCGCUGGCGGGCGCUGGCGUCCGUGUGCCUCGCGGCGAGCAGCGCGCUGGGGCUCCCGACGAACAUCAACGUCUACGUGACGGCCCCCGGCCGGGCCGUCUCGACGCCCGCGCACGCCGACCGCCACGACGUGAUCAUCCUCCAGUCCACCGGGCAGAAGCGCUGGCGGGUGUACCGCCCCCUGCCCCGGCAGGCCGGGGGCGGGCACCCCUGGGACCGCGGCAAGCACGGCGGCCCGAUCCGGCCGGAGGAGCUGGGCACGCCGCUGCUCGACGUGACGCUGCGGUCGGGGGAAUGCCUCUUCGUCCCCGCGGGGUUCCCGCACGAGACGGGCACGCCCGGGGGCGGCCAGGGCGCAGAGGUGUCGGUGCACCUCACCCUGGGCAUCUCCGUGGCCGACUGCGGGGUCACCUACGGCGCGCUGCGCGGGCAACUUCUGCUGGAGCUCGGGGAGCCGGGUGCGGAUGAGGAGUGCUUGGACGACGAGGCCUUCUGGAGCCUCUACCAGCCGCUUCCGCUGGGCUGCCUGGCUCCCCGUGGCCUGCAGGGCGAGCGGGCCGUCGCGACCAUCGCGGAGGCGACCGCGGCCCUGGUGCGCCAGACGGACCUGCGAUGCCUGGAGCCGCUGGGCAGCGAGGAGGAGGCCUCGCUGCGCGACGCGGCGGAGGUGGUGGUCGGCAGGUGGCUGCGCAUCCAGGACGAGCUGCUUGCGAUCUACCGCUCCGGAUACGCCGAGGUCGCUGGGGCGCCAGGCUCGGGCCCGGUGGCACUGGGCCUCGCAGGGUCGGGCGAGGCAGGCGGCUUCCAUGCCCCACGCGCGCGGCCGCCAGGGGAUCCGCUGGUGGACCCGGCGACCCUGGCGGCCGCCGCCUCGGUCGGCAGCUUCUGCGCCUUCCUGCGCGAGCACCUGCCGCGGGCCGAGGCAGAGCCGGAGCCGCCCGAGGGGGCGCCCGCGCCGCUGUUGUACGAGGAGCCACUGGCGCCGCUCCAGUGCGAGGUGGUGGGCCAGGCGGCCCCACGAUCGUGGCCCUUCGGGCUGGCCCCGUUGAAGCUGGCCGCCGAGCGGCGGCGCCUCCGCGGAGAGGAAGCCCACGGCCACCCCACGGCCCUGCGGCAUCGCGGGCGCCAUCGCGAGCGCGCCCGGCCCGGCCCGCAGGAAGCGGCCGAUGCCGCCGGGCGCUCCGCGGCCGCCCGCGGCGCGGGGCGGCGUGCGCCAGAGGCUGCGCGCCAGAGGACGGCUGCGGACGGGGCUGCCGCGGGGCGGGGAGCACAGGAGGCCCUCCACCAGCUUGGCAAGCAGCUUGGCGUGCCGGGCCCUGGCGGGGCGCCAGACGCGCAGCUGCGUCGCACGGCGAAGAAUUAG